AUUACAGCCUCCAGGUUUCAUCACACACUGCAGGAUCCAUCACACACUGCAAGCUCCAUCACACACUGCAGGCUCCAUCACACAUUCCAGGCCCCAUCCCACACUGCAGGAUCCAUCACACUCCGGGUUUCAUCACACACUGCAGGCUCCAUUACAGCCUCCAGGUUCAUCACACACUGCAAGCUCCAUCACAAACUACAGGCUCCAUGCCACUGCAGGCUCCAUCACAAUCCAGGCACCAUCACACACUACUGGCUCCAUCACACUCCAAGCUCCAUCACAAACUACAGGCUCCAUGCCACUGCAGGCUCCAUCACACACUGCAGGCUCCAUCACACACUACUGGCUCCAUCACACUCCAAGCUCCAUCACAAACUACAGGCUCCAUCACACACUCCAGGCUCCAUCACACACUACCGGUUCCAUCACCCUCCAAGCUCUGUCACUAACUACAGGCUCCAUGCCACUGCAGGCUCCAUCACACACUGCAGGCUCAAUCACACACUCCAGGCACCAUCACACACUACUGGCUCCAUCACACACUACCGGUUCCAUCACACUCCAAGCUCCAUCACAAACUACAGGCUCCAUGCCACUGAAGGCUCCAUCACACUCCAGGCACCAUCACACACUACUGGCUCCAUCACACUCCAAGCUCCAUCACAAACUACAGGCUCCGUGCCACUGCAGGCUCCAUCACACACUGCAGGUUCCAUCACACACUGCAGGCCCCAUCAAACACGGUCGCCUUGGUCACACUCCAGGCUCCAUCACACACUGCAGGCUCCAUCACACACUGCAGGCUCCAUCACACACUGCAGGCUCCAUGCCACUGCAAGCUCCAUCACACAGCAGGCCCAAUCAAACAUGGUCGGCUUGGUCACACUCCAGGCUCCAUCACACACUCCAGGCUCCAUCACACACUACAGGCUCCAUCACACACUACAGGCUCCAUGCCACUGCCAGCUCCAUCACACACUCCAGGCUCCAUCACACACUGCAGGCCCCAUCAAACACAGUCGGCUUGGUCACACUCCAGGCUCCAUCACACACUGCAGGCUCCAUCACACACUACAGGCUCCAUCACACACUGCAGGCUCCAUCACACACGGCAGGCCCAAUCAAACACGGUCGGCUUGGUCACACUCCAGGCUCCAUCACACACUGCAGGCUCCAUCACACACUACAGGCUCCAUGCCACUGCCAGCUCCAUCACACACUCCAGGCUCCAUCACACACUGCGGGCCCCAUGCCACUGCAGGCUCCAUCACACACUGCAGGCUCCAUCACACACUACAGGCCCCAUGCCACUGCAGGCUCCAUCACACACUACAGGCUCCAUGCCACUGCCAGCUCCAUCACACACUCCAGGCUCCAUCACACACUGCAGGCCCCAUGCCACUGCAGGCUCCAUCACACACUACAGGCUCCAUGCCACUGUAGGCUCCAUCACACACUACAGGCUCCAUGCCACUGCCAGCUCCAUCACACACUCCAGGCUCCAUCACACACUGUAGGCCCCAUGCCACUGCAGGCUCCAUCACACACUACAGGCUCCAUGCCACAGCCAGCUCCAUCACACACUCCAGGCUCCAUCACACACUGCAGGCCCCAUCAAACACAGUCGGCUUGGUCACACUCCAGGCUCCAUCACACACUGCAGGCUCCAUCACACUACAGGCUCCAUGCCACUGCCAGCUCCUCCACACACUCCAGGCUCCAUCACACACUGCAGGCUCCAUCACACACUGCAGGCUCCAUCACACACUACAGGCUCCAUCACACACUGCAGGCCCCAUCAAACACAGUCGGCUUGGUCACACUCCAGGCUCCAUCACACACUGCAGGCUCCAUCACACACUACAGGCUCCAUGCCACUGCCAGCUCCUCCACACACUCCAGGCUCCUUCACACACUGCUGACAACACCACACAUUUUCAACCUGACCCCCCAGUUUGAUCACACACUGCAGAGCCCAGAUGAAAAUUUCAGCUGUAAAUGAAUCUGUGGAUUUGUGUCUCAUGUCAGCCGACUUGUGAAGGACAACAUGUCUUGAUAAGAUUGUAUACGCAACUCUCAUUCUAAUCAUUAUAGUUGGUAAUCUUGCUUUCUGAUCAUAACAAUAUGCAUCGUAUCAUUUACCUGGAGAUCAUUGCAGCACAACAUGAACAAUCAGACGACUGAGUCAGGAGAAAACUUGAGAAGUACUUGAACAUACAAAAAGUCAUUGUCAUUUUAUUGAAAUCUUUAUCAUAGACAUGGUAGAUGCGACAAGUACCGCAUCUUAUUGCUAGACAAAUCCCUUACUUUAUUUACGAAAUAUGGCUAUAAUGUAUGACUAUUUAUGUCUGUAGUGAGCUGCAGUACACUGUAGACAGGUGACACCUUCAUUAGUCACUCAUAUUUACAAUCAAUUAGACAAGGGUCAUCAACAUGAUUAUCUUAAUUAACUGUCUUGGACACAAGGAACUGGUCCACAUUUCACACAACGAUCUUAGCGCUACGAUGAUCAUAACUCCUAUACUAGAACAUAGGCUUGCGAUAGUCAUGGAUCUAAGAUUGCUUUGUAGAAUGACGCCCUGGACCCUCUUCCACAAAGUCAUCUUAGCGCUAAGACAGCAAUAACUUCCAUACUUUAACAUGGACUUAUGGCAGCCGCAGCACUAAGAUCGAUUUGUGGAACUGUCCUGGUCUGAAUGGAUGCUAAGGCUAAACUUUAAUAUUACUUGCUUUACGGAUUUUAACAGAAAAUGAUGGGGGCGGGGGUAGCAAGUUAAUUCUUAUUUUAGUUUAUUUCCUGCACUAUUGGUCAGCUGCAAUGCAAUGCAAUGCAAACCUGACGAAUCAAGUGGGAACACUGUUGUGCAUCUAUGCAUCCUAUCAAUUUUAGGGAAAAAACAACAAACUUUAUUUGGACUCCCAUGUUUAACAUGUCAAUUUCAGUGGGUCCUUGUUAGAAAAUAUUUUUGGGGUACAAUAUGCAAUCAGCUUAUGGUUGGGAUGGACAAAAAGCAAAUUCUGAAUAUUUAUUUUUUUUGUUUUUCCAAUUCGACAAAAAUCACUCGGCGGAUCCGUAAAGCAAGUGAACAAAAAAAGUGUGUCCUAUCUUACAUCCCUGGCAUGUUUUUUGAAAGGUUGAGCAGAUACCAGGUUAUAUGUGAUAAAGUGUUAAGACAUGAAGAGGUGCCAUAUCUUGUCCGUGAAUACUGCUGGCAAGCGCAUGUGAAUUACAGGCGUUCCAUACAUACAGAUACCACCAAGUAGUUGCGUCUUGACCAAACACAGGUCAUCAGUCCACACCUUUCCAGUUGUACUCAAUAUAAUGAACAUCAGAGAACAACCAGUCUCGAUCAUCUGCCGAAACAGAUUUCACUGCACGCAGAAGGCAGGAAAAUUAAUAUGAAUGGAAUAUUUGAUAUUUUGCCUAUGAAUAAAUAUUCAGAUCAUUGGGAAUUAUAUUUAUGUUUUAGGCAUCUUCCAACUUACCAUUUGAUUAAUAUGUAUUUCAAAAUUAAAUAUUUUUCUCAUAUUGGACUUGUGAUCAGGGCUUGCAUGAAAUACAGAUAGGCCCAAAACAUGGAUAAAUCUGAUUAAGUAACAGUUGUCAUCUUCUAUUGAUUGGCUUGGUAACAUACCUGGGACUAGGACUGAAACGUAAGCUUGUUUACAUACUGAGUAUGUAUUCUGAAAAUAUUAUGCUACAAAUAGACUCCAACACUCCAAGUAAGGACAACUGAUUUCUCACCCUUGUGCAAUAUGCCACUGUACAUAAUUAUGGAGAAAUAAAUCUUUUAAUACUA
Molecule: messenger RNA, 3800 nt
Organism: Haliotis rufescens (red abalone)
Lineage: Eukaryota; Metazoa; Mollusca; Gastropoda; Lepetellida; Haliotidae
Exons: 5
Coding region: 296-2002 (568 amino acids)
Source: RefSeq, a predicted model, not a curated record